CUUUAAUGUUUAGAUUUCAUCGCAUACCCAAAUAUUUCCUUUCUCUCCAUGAGUAUUAAACAGCAGAAUUUUUCAAAUCGUUUUAACUUCCCAUCCCUCCUGGAAAGAUUUGCAAAACUCCAGAUGAAGCUUACAAGGCAGCUUUAAAAAUCAUUUAGGAGGGAUCAGAAAGAAACUCCUUCACAGAUUUGGUUGUAAAGGCAUAAUGUCACACUGGUGGAAGAGGCAAGGGAUAUUUCAAAGAGAACGGAUUUAAUAGUGUACCUGUGAAUAUCUAUUUAGGGAAUUCACAUAGUGUCAAAUCCUGAAGAUGUAAAGGAAUACGCUAGUAAAAUGUUGGGAAACACAUUGAUAACCAAAUAAACAGGAAGUUUGGGAAAGAAGUGCGAAAUGGUUUACGUAGUAGAAAGAAAUUUCCUAAGAAAGGAAUUGUAUUUGUCAAUACUCUUGGACAGAAAUACAGGAGGUCUAGGGAUUGUAGCUUCAGAAAAGGGAGGCAUUCACAUAGAGGAGAGUGAUCCCAAUUAUAUCAAGAAAUUCUCAAUUGAAAUGCCCAGCAAUGUAGAUGAGAUUGAUUUUUCCAUUUAUGAAAAUGUCUCAAAAGUCUAUAAAUUGAAUCCCAUCUAGCAUAAUCAGAUGAAAGAUGUAAGCACCAUUGUAUUCAUAUUUAGAUUUUGAAGAAAAUGUUCGAUAUCUUUUUAUAAACUGAUGCCACAUUGUUGGAGAUAAAUCCACUUGGUAUUGAUUUGUAAGGAAAUUUGAUUAUUUGUGAUCAAAAACUUAACAUUGAUGAUAACUCAUAAUUUAGACAACAUGCUAUCUUUCACAUGGAGGAUGUCAGAUAAAAAGAUUGGAAAGAAGUAGAGGCUUAGAAACAUGGAUUGAAUUAUAUUGCUUUAGAUGGAAACAUAGGUUGUAUGGUUAAUGGAGCAGGAUUGGCUAUGGCUACAAUGGAUUUGAUUAAAUAAUAUGAAGGAUCACCUGCUAACUUUUUGGAUGUUGGUGGUAAAGCCACAGAUUAAGAGAUUGUAUCUGCACUCAAAAUUAUGGAUAAAGAUCCUAAUGUUGAAGCCAUUCUUGUUAAUAUCUUUGCUGGUAUAGCAAGGUAAUUGUAUAAUUAUUAUUAUCAAGGUGUGAUUAAAUAGUUUUGGGAUUAUUAAAGGGAUUGACAGUUUUAGGUAUGAAAAAACCAAUGGUGUUGAGAAUGAAGGGAACAAAAGUCGAGGAAGCAAAGAAAUUAAUAGAUGAAUCUGGUUUCAACAUGAUAUUUACUGAAGAUCUAGAUGAAGCUGCAAAGAAGGCUGUUAGAAUGGCAGCAAUUUUAAGAUUAGCAAAGGAAGCAAAUAUAAAUGUGAAUUUAACAAGUUGAUAUAACUUCAUUUUCAUUUAUACAU
Messenger RNA from Paramecium octaurelia, 1394 nucleotides. The record is from the annotation of a GenBank genome assembly. Lineage: Eukaryota; Ciliophora; Oligohymenophorea; Peniculida; Parameciidae.